CUCGGUCAAGAUUCUCCCAUACAGACCUCCAGCUCGGUUAAUAAGAGCUAAAUAUAUGAUAGACUGGUAGCUCAACAGGUUGUUACUAUGGAAACAUAGCCAUGACUGGCAGCUUUGAACCCCGCGCGCGCAAGAGGGAAUCAUCCCCAGAUACGUAAACUGCAACAGAUCUAACUUCGACCGUCCGGCGCAGCGAAUUUUGUUUUUGAGAGCAUGGAAGGCCUAUUAAUGGAGUCUUUACUAGCGGGAUGUGUUUUUUGACACACAGUGAAGCAUUUUACUCCCUCGGAUUUUUGUCAAAGUGAACAAAUGGGUUGCGGCUCGAGCAAAACUCCCGACAGCGCAACAGAGAGCGGUGGUGCCAAACCGUUAUCGGUCAAUGGCGAUGCUUCCACUCUUCAGACUGUUCAAAAUAAGAAUUCAUCUGACAGACAGUUUCAUCCUACCCCUGAAGGAACAACAACAAUUGGCACUGACAAAAGAACAGCUGAGCGGCGAGUGAGCUUUGCGGAGACAAAAACAGUAACCAAAUCACCACAAAUGACCAUUGUGCACUUCAAUGAUGUUUACAACAUUGAACCUCGAGAAAAAGAGCCGGUCGGAGGAGCUGCGAGAUUUGCUACCAAACUAGCAAGCUUGAAACAUCUGAAUCCUUUGAUUGUAUUCAGCGGGGACUGCUUAAAUCCUUCAACAAUGAGUAGUGUGACUGGAGGCAAACAAAUGAUUCCAAUUCUGAAUGCUUUGAAUGUGAACAUUGCUGUGUUUGGAAAUCAUGAUUUUGACUUUGGUGUUGAUGAGUUAAUGGAGUUUAGUGCAGCUACUAAUUGUCCAUGGCUUCUAAGUAACGUUAUUGACAAUGUGACAGAAAAACAACUGGCUGAUGGUGAGAUCAAGCGGAUAAUAGAGUGGGGAGAGAGAAAGGUUGGUUUCAUCGGUCUGGUUGAAGAGGAGUGGCUUGUUACCUUAGCAACAGUUGACAGGGAGGAAGUUACAUACCUGGAUUUUGUAACAGAAGGGACAAAGCUCGCAAAAGAAUUAAGAGAUGAGGGAGCAGAGUUUGUGGUGGCCUUGACUCACAUGCGAGGACCGAAUGAUCGCCGUCUUGCAGAACAAGCAACUGGAAUCGAUCUCAUACUAGGUGGUCAUGAUCAUGACUACUUUUCUCAGGAGAUUAAUGGUGUCCAGGUUAUCAAGAGUGGUACAGACUUCAGAGAGUUCAGCUGCAUUACUGUCAACUUCAACACAGAUAACUCUUUUACGUUGGAUGUGCAAAGGAUUGAAAUAACAAGUGAUAUCCCAGAAGAUCCAGAAGUGAAAUCCACUGUUGAUAAAUAUGUUGGUGUUAUGAAUGACAUGAUGGACGAAGUUAUUGGGGAAGUGGAAGUUGAACUUGAUGGAAGGUUUUCUAGUAUAAGAACAAAGGAAACUAAUCUUGGAAACUUUGUAACAGAUAUCAUUCACAAUGUGACUGAAGUGGAUUGUGUUAUCCUAAACUCUGGAACGCUACGAUCAGAUACUAUUCAUCCUCCUGGAAAGUUUAAGAUGAAGGAUCUCUAUUCUAUCUUACCUAUGCCGGAUGUCCUAGUGGUGUUGGAAAUGACAGGUGGUGAGAUUUUACAGGCACUAGAAAAUGGAGUGAGUCAGUGGCCUAAACUUGAGGGAAGAUUUCCUCAGGUUUCAGGUAUGAGAUUUUGUUUUAACCCUCAUCGAGAUCCUGGUUGUAGAAUCCUUGAAAACACUGUGUACAUUGAUGAUGAGCCACUUGACAAGAAUAAGAAGUACAAAGUUUGUACAAAGUCAUAUCUUGCAAGAGGAAAAGAUGGUUAUCAGGUCUUUGCAAAGGCCAAAGUUUUGGUGGAUGAAGAGGAUGGCUCUAUUUUAAACACAAUUGUUAGGAACCAUUUUCGCUCAAUCAACAUUGUGAGAGGUGUAACAAAAUCAAAAUCUUCCCACAGACAGAGCCUAAUAAUGAGAUCUAAAGAAUGCUUAACCAGCGGUCAAGAUGUGAAGGAAAAUGGCUGUGAUACAACUCAACAUGUCAGUUGGCGGCAUAAAUCAUCUAACGUUAUUGAUGAUGGGGCCAUAAGGUCAUCACAGGAAAUGUUUCUUAACUUGGAAAGAGAGCAUAUAAGGAUUUCACCUCAGGUGGAGGGAAGAAUUGUAAUGGUCACAGAUGCAGAUAUGGGUGGGAAUUCUGCUGCUUCUAAUUUAGACAAUGAAACUGUGCUUCAAACUGUACAAGUGAAUCCAACAGAGAGUCAAGGUGAAUCCAGAAUGAAUGAACCCAGUACGGGAAGUGAUCACUCAGAACAAAUUAAAUCACUUCCUGAUGAGUCUGAACCCUCAAAAGGAAAUAAUGAGGAUAACUCAACUAGUCAGGUUGACAAAAAGGAUGAAAACAACAAUCUGAAAGAGACAGCAGGUGAGGAAGAUUCCUCUUCACCUGACAAACCAGGUUGUGAAGUGAGAGUAGAUCAAACAGAGGAUACUACAAAGGAGAACCAUGAAAGUAUAGCUGAUGAACAAAUCAAAGAAAAUAUACAAGGCAACCAAGAGUCACAGGAAGAUGGCAGUAAGGACCUCCCUCCUACAACUGAGGACAGUGGUGUUUCACUUGGACAAGAAAUUGACGAUUCGUUGCAGUUAGGACCAGACCUGGCAAGUGAAGAUGAGUACUGGAAUUUGUGGGAGGCAGUAAAAGUUGAUAACAUUGAUGUGGUACAAAAUCUUCGCCAGGAUAAGAACAUCAGAUUUACACGAUUUCAGGACAAUAAGACAAUUCUUCAUCUUGCAGCAGAAAGAAAUGCUGUGAAGGUUGUGAAGUACUUGCUGACUGAUGGCAGACUGGAUCCUAAUGUCAAGGAUGAAAUAUUACAGGUAUAGGUUAUUGAUAAGGUUCUUCAUUUGUUUGGAGUAUCAACAUACCCUUGCUAUGAAAACUAUCAGUUGCUGACCUUAUUUCCCACAAAAUACAGCUCAUGGGAGAUUGGCCAAGAAAGGCCCUACCUAUAUUCAUUAGCGAUGCUACAAUAUAGGAAGUUUAAGUAAUGUUAAUCCUUUUAAUUUGUAUAUUUCAGAAGUCUAUCAAAUAAAUUUUGUUAUACCUUUGUAAACAUAUUUUGAAAAACC
Orbicella faveolata is the source of this 3129-nucleotide messenger RNA. RefSeq names its product 5'-nucleotidase-like. The record is from RefSeq and is a predicted model, not a curated record. Gene Ontology annotation, biological process: nucleotide catabolic process. Gene Ontology annotation, molecular function: protein binding; hydrolase activity. NCBI's taxonomy places the organism in Eukaryota, Metazoa, Cnidaria, Anthozoa, Scleractinia, Merulinidae.